CCGCCAUUUUCCAUUCUUGGUGUGUUUCCACUUGCUUCCCGAACUUCUAUUCUAUUUCAGUUAUCAAUUUUGGAAAACAAAAUGGCGGCCAACAGGAGUGAAACGGAACCACUUAUUAUCGUUAUUCUCGGUUGCACGGGAACAGGAAAGUCAAAACUCUCAAUAGAAAUCGGUAGACGAAUUGGGGGCGAAAUAAUAAGCGCGGACUCCAUGCAAGUUUACAAAGGCUUAGAUAUUAUCACGAACAAAGUUACUCUCGAGGAGCAAGCGAUUAUUCCACAUCAUUUACUAGACUUUGUCGAAACCAACGAGAAGUUCUCGGUGGUUGAAUUUAAAACUAUUGCAUUAAAUGUGAUUUCGGAUAACAUUACCGGACAAAAAGUACCGAUUAUUGUCGGGGGGACGAACUAUUAUAUCGAAUCUUUAUUGUGGGAAAAAUUGAUUGACGAGGGAAGAGCGGGCGCUGGGGAAAUUCGGUCGAAAUUUCGGAAAGUUGAAAACGAAGAACGUAAGGAAGCUGACCCUGCACGCGAAUCAAACACGCAGAACACGUUUGUUGAGGAAGACGAAAACGAAAACUCACGAUCGCGGAAAGCUGAAAACGAAAAACGGAACGAAGAUGACGGAACGCGCGAUGCAAACACAGAUGGGAACAAUUCGAGAACACGGAACGAUGAAAAUGAAGAACGCAACGUUGAUGACAGUGCACACGAAAAAGACUCUGUCUCUGAGAACACGCUUGUUCAGUGUGAAAGAAACAGUGCCAAACAAAACCCCAAAAGUGCUGAAUUAGGCAGUUUGGAAACGUCUGUUAAAGGAGAAGCCAUACACAUUGAAAGUCUAGGCUGUUCUGCAAACACGUCCCCAGUACAGGAAGCUAUGGACACUGAAAGUCAUGGGGAUACCGAAAUGCACAAUUCAUUGCAUCAACGGCUUGCAAAAGUUGAUUCUGCAAUGGCACAAAAGCUUCACCCGAAUGAUACAAGAAAAAUCAAGAGAAGCUUGCAAGUUUAUGAGCGGUCUGGCAUAACUCACAGUGAGCAUGUAGCACAACAACAGUCACAGGAAGGUUGCAGUGAGUACAGCGGACCAAUGAGGUUUAAUAAUGUUUGUGUGCUAUGGCUCCAAUGUGAGUUUGAAACCCUUGAUAAGAGACUUGACGCCAGAGUUGAUCAGAUGAUCGAGCAGGGUUUAGUCGAUGAGCUGAUAGAAUUCCACAAUUCUUGGAAAAGUGGAUGCAGAAAUUCCAAAAUACAAAACAAUGAAGGAAUCUUUUAAUCGAUCGGAUUCAAAGAACUCAGAGAAUUUCUGAAUCUUGAGAAUUCCAAAGUGGACGAAAAUCCGGAUUUGUUUAAAAAAUGUGUCGAGGCUAUGAAAUGUGCCACCCGUCGUUAUGCAAGGAAACAAGUUCGGUGGGUGAACAACAGAUUCCUUGGUCGGCCCUCUACUUCCUCCCCAGAUGUCUACAGCUUGGAUGCCACAGACCUUGGGCAGUGGGAAUCCAAUGUGUUUGAAAAAGCUGUAGACAUCGUGAAAUCAUUUACAAGAGGAGAAAAAGUUACCCACACGCCUUUAGAGCGCAUUUUAACCAAUACUGCAGCCAAACAUUCGAAUCACACGUGCACUGUAUGUAAUGGUAGAAUCAUUAUCGGAGAUCAGAACUGGUGGGCACAUCUACGUUCACGAUCACAUAGACAUUACAAGAAAAACAGCAAAGGAUUGAAGAUGCGAAUACGACUUGAAUAACAAAGCGAUAUAACUUUUUGAACAGUAUUAAUUAACGUAAACAAUUUCAAUAAAAUGCGUGUGGACAAUUAUAG
Paramuricea clavata is the source of this 1820-nucleotide messenger RNA. NCBI's taxonomy places the organism in Eukaryota, Metazoa, Cnidaria, Anthozoa, Malacalcyonacea, Plexauridae. The record is from the annotation of a GenBank genome assembly.